AUGACGGCACCCAAGUUCCCCCGCCGUAGAGCACCGCAUACAAAGGUGUCUACCGGCUGCUAUUCAUGCAAAAAGCGACGUCUCAAGUGCGACGAGGCCCGGCCAAUAUGCAUACGGUGUCAGAAGGCAGGGUUUGACUGCGAGUUUCCGACUGGUCCUGCGACUGUCAGUGCCAGAGCCUGCCCCGUUGUGCCAGUCAUACGAGACAUAUCUCGUCAAAGUAUCAGCCCCGGCCCUACAUGUACGCCGGCUGGAAUGCGACUCAAGCCGGCCGAGGCUCUCUAUUUUGACUUCUUUCGCAGCACCGUGAUACACGAGCUUGCCACACAUUCGUACUCGCCCCUCGACCUCACCCGGACCAUUCUGCGGGAGUGUGCUCGUGAUGAGGCAGUCCGGCUAUCCGUCAUCAGCAUUGGAGCCCUCGGCCUUGCGAAUCGAAGUCCAAGAUCAAAGGCAGAUGCAUACAACCUCUCCAAGGUCAACCACGCCGCCUGGCGCGAUGCACUCAGCCACCACACAAAGGCCAUCUCUCUGUUUCGCUCGCAACUCGGCAACCGGCAAUCCUCUGGUCCCCCUCCUCGUAGCAUCCUCAUACUCUCUGUCCUCUUCAUCCUCUUCGAGCUGGCCCAAGGCAACACCCAGACCGUAGACAGCCUCACCUCCGUCGCGCUAUCCGCCCUUAAAGAUCCCCUCCAACUCCGCGCCGACACCACUGCAGCCUCAAAAGUCCCCGCAGAGCUCGACGAUGAGGGCGUCAGAGGACUAGAGAACCUCUUCUCCCUUUCCACCACGUAUGGCACCUUCGCUCUCCCCAUGUACACGAACCAGACUCGCCUCAUCUCCACCCUCGACAUCUGCCCCCUGAGGACCGCCGUGCCUGGCGGUGUCCCGCAGGACAGCUAUCUGCCCCUGCGCGCUGCUUUGACGCACUGGGAGGCCUUUGUCGGGCGGGCCGCGCUCUGGGGCGUUCGGUGCUGGUCGAUUGUCACCAGUACGGGCCAUGACAUUACGGAUCCAAAGAUGCAGGAGAGUCGGCAGCGCUUCUUGAGCCAGCUCCUUGAGUGGGAGGCUAUCAUGCAGGUUAGCGCGGCUCGUGAGACGACGGAAGAGGGCUCCCUCGCGUGGCUCGAGCUGUUCUACGGGGUGAACUUGUUGUACGCAUUCGUCGGGGCGUCGCUGGGAGUCAGCGAGUGUCGGUAUGAUCAGUAUGUGGACAGGUAUCGUGUCGGUAUCGACAUGGUUGAGAAGAGGAUACUGGCUAUCGUGAUGAAGCAGCAGCAGCAGGACGGAUCGGUCACAGACUCAAAAUCAUCGCCAGGGUCGAAAUCUUCACCACCAAAACGAGAAGAAUCACGACCACAGAGCAAAGCAGCAACUUCCUGCAGCCCAGCCGCAGAGACUACUGACUCGAGGCAAAGGCCAUCGUCGACUACUUCAUCAAACUCGUCGACAUCAGCAUCACCUCUCCCGAACACUCCGCAGCCACACCACGAGACAGAUACUCAAGCCAUCCCGCCGCAGUCAUUCCCCAUGCCGGUCCUUAACAGCCGCCUCCUGCAGUCUCUGUGCAUAUCCGUGCGUGCCUGCCGCGACCGGCCCGUCCGCCUGCGCAUCCUCGCGUUGUGCAAGAUUGUAGUCAACCAGGGGUCCACCUGGGACGACAAGGCGACGUACAUAGGGUCCAAGGUCAUGGUCGAGCUCGAGGAGGCAAAGAGACUUUACAAGAUUCCUUCGAGCGGCAUCGAUGUACUUGCUAGUGCUGCUGCUCACGAUAAUGAUGCAACCAGCCUUGGUGGUGGCGGUUCUGGUCAUUUUGUUGGCAGCUCUACGACGAAAGAUGAACCCAAAGAGCCAGUAGAGCCUGAACUGGAUCUGACUGUGACGGGCUUGCCAGUCGAGUCAAGGCUCAGGUGGGAGCACGCGGAAUGGGCACCAGGUCGUGUCGGGCUGAGCAUGGCGUUCAUAUAUCCCACCUCGGGCGAGACAGUCACGGUAGGCGUGGACAACACAGGAGAGUACGGGUAUUUGAUGUGUUGA
This is a messenger RNA of Microdochium trichocladiopsis, 2037 nucleotides long. RefSeq lists its product as uncharacterized. NCBI's taxonomy places the organism in Eukaryota, Fungi, Ascomycota, Sordariomycetes, Xylariales, Microdochiaceae. Bases 1 to 2037 code for a protein of 678 amino acids. The record is from RefSeq and is a predicted model, not a curated record. Gene Ontology annotation, molecular function: DNA-binding transcription factor activity, RNA polymerase II-specific; zinc ion binding. Gene Ontology annotation, biological process: regulation of DNA-templated transcription. The transcript has 2 exons.